CUACACACAAAGGCCUCAUAUCUAGACUCAGCGAUAGCAAAAGUUAUACAGUUUUAUCAUCUCAAAAGCUACUAAUUUGCACUAUGGGAAAAAAGAAGGCUCAGAGCGGGCCUAAACCGGGGUCUGGACAAGGCGGUAAGAAGAAGAAGAAGGUGGUAGGAGGGGUCGACAGAGGGUUUGCUACAGCCUCGGUAGCAUCCACGGUGAAAGAAUCUACUGCGGUCGAAGAAACACCCACCGUUGUACCUGAUAUCGAUACUAGCAAGUAUACGAAUAAGAAGAAAAGGAAUGAGAAGCCCGACGAUACGCCAGAAGAAAGUUCUAUACUCGAGGAGGAUGCCGAGCUGACCUAUUCGCGGUCGUGGGUCCCCGAUACGAGAGUCCCCGAGGAUGUAAUGACCACACUCCCGCCAACAAGCUCAUAUACAGCCACAGAUGAUACGGGCAAACGCAAGACUAUCACGUACACACUCUCACAGCCGGCUACACCUCUGAGUAUUACUCAGGCCCAGGAAGCGCGUAUCGUCGAGCUCAUGAAAAUGGAAAGCGGGAUGGAUAGCGGGGUAGUAUCAGGUGGGAGUACGGGAAAGUUAGGUAAUAGCGGUGAGGUAGGUUAUGACUUCCUGCGCUCGCUGCAUGAUUUCUUGAAUGAUAAGGUACAGAUGAGUACUUUGUGGAUGGACAGGGCUAUAGCAUACGCGUACAAGACACAGACAAGUGAUGUGCGUGCCAUCAUAGAUUAUGUGUAUCUGACGCACGCAGAAGAAGGGGACAAUACUGAGGACAUUCACGUUUCUAUAUCAGACGAGGGCUCGGCUGCUGAUCGGGGGAAUACUGGCAACAU
Messenger RNA from Sphaeroforma arctica JP610, 844 nucleotides. RefSeq lists its product as hypothetical. The annotation marks the transcript as partial. Lineage: Eukaryota; Ichthyosporea; Ichthyophonida. The transcript has a single exon. The record is from RefSeq and is a predicted model, not a curated record.